AUGACCAGGAAGGGAAGAAAUGGGGUUAACGAGAGUGAGGGAGAACAACAGCUCAUGCCCAACAACUCUGAUGCACCCAGUGAAGAUCAGGGUGAAGAAAUCCAACAGCCAGAAGAGCAUACUCCAGCAGGGCAGCGAACACAAAGAGCAGGCACACAGCCAUCCAGAUGUCGAUUGCCUUCACGUAGGACACCUGCAACAUCCACCAAUGGAGCAGUCAACCUUCCUGGAGUCCUUGCAUGGCCUAUCCAGUGGGUUGUCAGCCCAUAUCAACUGCCUGCUGUUCUUCAGUUUUAUCCUGAAUUUCUCCUGGUUUUUAAAGAUUUCCAUGAUGUGUCCCAAUGUCUGAAGGCCAAUGUCAAAGAGAUCAGGCUACCCAUCAUCCUUCACCUCUUUACCCUCUACUCCCAUCUGCCUUUCCUCCCUACACUUCUUUUUCUUUCUUUCUUUCUUUUACUUCUGCUUCUUAUCAUUCUUUUCAUUCUUCUUCUG
Hippopotamus amphibius kiboko is the source of this 492-nucleotide messenger RNA. RefSeq names its product transmembrane protein 31 (gene TMEM31). The transcript is spliced from 4 exons. The record is from RefSeq and is a predicted model, not a curated record. Lineage: Eukaryota; Metazoa; Chordata; Mammalia; Artiodactyla; Hippopotamidae. The annotation marks the transcript as partial.